Messenger RNA from Anisakis simplex (herring worm), 249 nucleotides. The record is from the annotation of a GenBank genome assembly. Lineage: Eukaryota; Metazoa; Nematoda; Chromadorea; Rhabditida; Anisakidae.
AUGGGCACAAGAUUUACUCUAGCAUCACUGCCAUUUCUGCGCAGUAGGCAGUCUCUCGAUGAUCUUACGAUAACCUUUCGAUUCGUUCGAGUAUCUUUAGUCGAUCUGGUUGAGAACGCAUCCAUCGAACGCACACUCUCUUCGGGUGAUUCGCAUUUCUGGAUGAUUGCGUUCGGUGUGGUUGCGGUGAUACUCUCGCGUUUGUUUAUCGCUCUGACCGAAGAGGUUCAACGUCGAAGUGGUUUUUAG